Theileria annulata is the source of this 5100-nucleotide messenger RNA. RefSeq lists its product as uncharacterized. Bases 1 to 5100 code for a protein of 1699 amino acids. The transcript is spliced from 3 exons. The record is from RefSeq and is a predicted model, not a curated record. NCBI's taxonomy places the organism in Eukaryota, Apicomplexa, Aconoidasida, Piroplasmida, Theileriidae.
AUGGCGAGGACCUUCAGUUUUUCCAUAAAGGAGAGGACUGUAAUCGCUGCAGGAACUAGUUCAGAAACCUGCACAAAAUGGGAAGACGUCUCAGUUUGCUCCACUAAAUCUACCAUCAAAUGCUUAGAUGAGGGUAAACAACACUUGGAAAUGUCUUGUUUCCUCAUGAAUACAGUUACCUGGUCUGACUGGAGUCCUUGUGAAAACAAUGUCCAGUACAGAUUUGCCCUUGAUUUAUCUACCGGAAAUACCCAGUAUAGGUACUGCGGUCCUCAAGCAAAGUACCUAAUGAGACGAAUGGACGGACAUACUAAUGUAAAGUCCGACCAGGAGAUUCUGAAGGAGCGCUUAGAGAAAUACGUUAAUCUAAACCGCGAGCUUCGGAAGAAGAAUGAAGAGGCGGAGGAUCUUUACAACGCGUAUCUAGUCAAAUAUGCGCGGUUUUACGACCGGAAUAAAGAAUUAAACCGGAAAAUUCAGGAUUACACUAUCAAGAACGAUGAAUUUGACAAACGAACUCGGGCUCUAAAUGAAGAGAAAUCCAAAUACGACGCUCUGAACUCGGAUCUAAAGGUUCGAACCAGUGCGUUGGAGCGUGAAAAGGAAACGUAUCAGCGGAAAACUGGCGAGUUGGCUAAAAUGGAACUUGAAUUACAGGAAGAUAUUAAGUUCUAUCACAAAAAACAUGAUGAACUUAACGCUGAACGUUUGGCAUUAGAAGACAAGGAAAAGGAAUACAAUCAACGUUCCAAAGAUUUGGAUAAUGAAAAGACCAAAACUCAAGAAAAGCAGAAAGAAUUAGAACUGGAACUGGCCAAAGUAAAACAACAACAAGCCACUUUAACUCAACAGCACAAGGAAAAGGAUGAAGGCCUUACUCAAAGAGAGGCAGCUCUUUCUGCUGAGUUGAAAAAAAAUGAUGGAUUACUCAAAGAUUUAGAAUCACAAAGAUCAGCUUUAGCUAAUGAAAAGAAGGAACUAGAAGAUAAAAAACGUGAGAAAGAAGCAUUAGAUGCGAAAAUUACCGCCGAAACACAGAAAUUAGAACAACUUAAAAAGGAUAAUGCUACCGCAAAGGAGAAUAUGGACAACUAUAAAAAGUUCCUCAGCGAAGAAACAACCAGAUUAAACAAUAUUAAGGACGAAAAUACACGCACUAAGGCUGUUUUGGAUGAACGUGAGAAAACAUUGAACGAAAAAUCUCAAAAGAUAGACGAACUUAAGGUUCAAAAUGAUACUGAAGCCAAGAGACUUUUGGGUGAAAAAGAAAAGAUUGAGAAGGAGAAACAGGCCAAUACUGAACUUUCUGAACAAUUAAAGAGAGAAAAACAAGAACUUACAAAUAAAACCGCAGAACAAGAAAGGCUUAAAAGAGAAUAUGAGACUAAGAAUGCCCAGAUUCUAGAAAAGGAAGGUACAUUGCAGAAACAAAUUUCCCAAAAUGAAGAAUUGUCUGCCAAUUUGAAUAAACAACAGAAGAACAUUGAGGCUGAAAAUGACAGAAUUAAAAAGGAAAUUGAAAGAUUAAAGCAAGAAGAAAGGAACCAAGCUUAUAUACUUAAGUAUACAGCCACACAACAAUCUCGCAGAUCCUCCGGUUUACUCAAUAAACAAAAACAGCUUGAAGAUCAGAUAAAAGCAAACACAGAGAAAUCAGCCUCACUCGAAUCGCAGCAACAACAGUUAACUCAGGAAACUGAAAAGGUUAAAAGUCAGCUAACAGAAUUAGAACGCCAAAAAGGUGAAGUCAACGCUAAAGAAGAAAGAUUAACCGCUGAAAGACAAACUCUUGAAGAAGAAAAGAGGGCAAACGAAGCUAAAAGUUUAGAACUUAAGACAAAAGAAGACAGUGUUCAGCAGAGAGAAAAAGAACUUACUACCGCUCAGGCUGAAAAUGAUGCCAAGGCAAAACAAUUACAAGCUGAUCAAGAUGACUUGAAUGCCAAAAUGGCUCAACAUACUGAAGAUGUUAGGCUCAAGAAUUUGGAGUUUGAACAGAGAGAUAAAACUUUGAAAGAGAAGGAACUGGAAUACCAGUUGAAGCUUGCUGAGGUUGCAGAUAAUCACAGAACACUUUUCCGGGAACAGAGCUUGGUAAAUGAGGCCAGAGAACAGUUAAGGAAGGAUGAACAAGCCCAAAGAGAGAAAGAAAAAGAGGCCGAAAAACUGAGACAAGAGAAGGAGGCGGAGCUUUUAGCCAAGAUUAAAAAAGAGGAACAAGAUAGUUUAGCAAGAAUUGCCCAGGAAAAGGAACAAAGAGAACGUGAAAGAAAAGCUGAAGAACAACAAUUAGCACAAAAGAGACAAGAACAUGAGGAACAAAUUAGGAGGAGUCAGCAAGAAUUGGACCAAAAAAUAGCCGACGAUAAGAAAAAGACUGCAGAAGCUGAGGAGAGGAUUAAUCAUAGGCAAAAGGAAGUUGACGCUCUUAAAAAUGAUUUAGAGGUCAAAAAUGCAGAAGCCGAGCGUCUUCUUUCCGGUCAUUUACAAACCAAAACUGAACUAGAAAAAGUCAGAACUCAGCUUAACGAGCAGAAAGUAGCCGCCGAGGCUUUGACUAAGAAGUUGGAAGAACAAAAUGAAGCAGUAAGACAAGAAAAUGAGAGGGCAGUUAAGGCUAACCAGGAGGCAAAUAGGCUGUUAGAAUCCAAUAAGGCACAGGCUGCUCGUCUCACACAGAGAGAAACAGAAUUAGAGGCUAAUAUUGACUCCUAUACCAUUAAGUUAAAACUGGUCCAAGACGAAGAGGCUAGACUUUCCGCACUUGAUAAAACUCUUUUACUUAAGCAAAACUCACUGGAAACAAGGGAUCAGAACCUAAAGGCUAGUGAACAACGCGUCUCAGAACGGGAAGCUGAAGUACUCAGAAAACAAAAAGAACAAGAACAAACUGAGAAAGAACAGACCGAGAGACAAUCCGAUCUCCAGUCUAGGGAGAAUACUUUGAAUCAGAAGGAAAGUCAACAGAGAACAAAAGAUCAAGAACAAGCUGAACUGUCUAAAAAAUUAAGCAACAAAGAAGCUGAUCUCAAAGCAUUGGAGGCGAGAUUAGACCAAUUACAGAAGGAUUUGGAUACCAGACAAUUGAAAUUAACUGAAGGUGAAAAUGCCGUUAAACUUAGAGAAACAAAGGUAGAGGUUACUGAAAAGGCACAGAAGCAAAAGGAGAAUGAAUUACUUUUGGAGGAUGAGAAGGUGAAGAGACUUGGUAGGGAAGUUGAGGCUAAACGUCAAUUGGCUAUAAUUGCGGAAAAUAAGAACAAUGUAAGGAAUGCGGAAUUGGAUGAAAAACAAGCCAAGGUUGAAAAGCUUGCCACUGAUAAACUAAGAGAGCUGGAAACCAUAAGAACACAACAGGCUGAAGAAAUCCAAAAAGUUAAAGAACAGUUAAAAAAUAAGGAAACUGAGUUAGACCAGACAAUUAAAAAACUAAACGACAAAUAUGAAGAACUGAAGGGUGAUAAUAAAUCAGUUAUUUUAGCCAAACAAGUAAUGCUUUCUGCCGCGGAAUCUAAUUUGAUUAUUACAAAAUCUGAAUUAAAUCGCACCAAGACUGAACUUAACGGCGUUAAGUCACAGUUGGAGACUCGUACAUCUGAGCUCACAGCUGAGAAGGAGAAAAAUUCAUCCUUGGAAACUAAAUACGCUGAAUUGGAAUCUCAACUUUCAGCUACAAAAUCUCAAUUAGCUGAGAAAGGAACUGAGUUAUCUGAAUGUGUUGUUCGUGAGACAACUCUCAAGGGUGAAAAAUCAGAUUUAGAAUCUCAACUAAAGGUCAAAUCCGAACAUUAUAAUGAAAAGGAACUGGAAUACGAUACUUUGAAGAAAUUGCACGAAGACACUGAACAUAAGCUUCGUGAGAAGGAAUCUGCUAUGUCUGAAUGUCAGAACAAUUUAUCAGAGAAGACUGCAAAAUUAGAUUCCGUUACUGAUCAAUUGACUGGAAAGGAUAAAGCUUUGGAACAGAAGACCUCAGAACUUGAGGGUAAGGUUUUGGAACUUGCUGACAAGAACCUUGAACUUGAACGUACUCAAAAAGAAGUUCUUGAUCGUGACGCUCGUUUACUACUUAAGGAAACUCAGGAACUUAAAUUAAAGAAAACCAACAGUCAUUUACUUACUGUUCUUUCCAAAUUCGGUGCUGGUGAAUCUCUUGCCUCAAUUAUCAAUGAUUCUUCACUCUGGUCUGAUGAUACCAAUGAAACUCUUGAACAUCUUAAAAAAUAUUUCAAAUCUACACCUAAACAAGAAAAUAAUCAAUCAACCAAUCAAAACACUGAAGUAACCAAUCAAAAUAAUGGAUCUACAGAGAAAAAUGGAUCUACUAACGUGAAAAAUGGGUUGACAGAAGAAAAUUCAAAUGAUGUUCAACAUGAAUUGGGUAAAGAGGUUAGAGGUGAGAUAUUGAGUAUUGGUGAAACGGAUAUGCCAUUAAUAAAGAGUGAAGUAGAGACUGAAGUGGAUUCUACUAAUAGAAUUCCAGGAUUAGAUUUAAGGAAUGGUAUGGUUGAUUUAGAAUCAAUUGUACCAAACCCUGAACAACCAACUUUACAAACACCAACUGAACAAGAAUUAGAAACUAUUAAAACUACUCCAAUUGAUACUUUAUUACAUUCCAACGGUACUGGUACCACUGAGGGAGUUAGUGGUACUACUACUGAAGGAGUUAGUACCGCCGGUCCUGAAACUACUACUGAGAAUAAUGAAGUUGGUACAGCAUCAAUAUUAAGAUCAAAUGGUUCAUCAAAUGGAUUUACUAGAGGUAAAAGAGAACGUCAAGAUGAACAAUCCAAUAGUAAUGGAGAAAAUGAGAAAACUCAGAAUACUAAAAGUACAGGUGGAUUUAAAAAGACUAGAAUUGGUCAAAGUGUCAAAGGAGCCUCAGCUGCACUAGCAGUUAUACUCGUUAUCGCAGGUGCCGCAUUAGGUGCCAAAAAAUUUGGUAAAAAAGAUCCGAGUAUGACUCGUAUACCAUCAGGUUUCACUGAUGAGGGGCAAGUCUUUGACGAUGAAUAUAAUUAUGAAGAAGGUGAUGAAGAAUAUGAUGAAAAUAGAAUUGAAAUCGAUGAUAACGAUUUCUGGGCUACUACUAAUCUCUAA